This is a messenger RNA of Seminavis robusta, 2417 nucleotides long. Lineage: Eukaryota; Bacillariophyta; Bacillariophyceae; Naviculales; Naviculaceae. The record is from the annotation of a GenBank genome assembly.
GUCACAACACAGAACCCGAAGUUCAUUUGUCAUUGUCUCACAAGAGACAUUGUUAAGAACGAGCACCAUCAUGGCAACCUUAUCUGUACCAGCACCAACCAAGAAAGACAGUGCUAUCACUGCCCAAGAUACUGCUGCACAGAGGGAACUGGAAUAUUUUGCCAAGCUGUGCAAUCGGCAGGAGAUUGUAUGGGAAUGGAAGGACUUGGUAGAUCCCAACGAGAUUGCCGAAAAGGGACUUCAGUGUUUUAUCGCGCGUCCGUUUGGAGCCAUGACGCCCUCGGUUCGAUCUCAACUCUUGUACGAGAUCCUCACGAGACAUCCUCAUUUGGCGGCUCGUGAAUUUGGAGGUUCGGCCAUGACACGCCGUCAACAGAGUUACUUCAACUGCACUUUUGGCAAUCAGCGUAUCGUUCGAAGAGCAUUUCCAUUAUUGCAUUUGUUGGCGGCCAAGGCGCCUCUGUCCAUGAUACAGGAGGUGUACGACAUGUAUCCCGACGUCAACAACAGCAACAACAAUACUAAUUCCUGGCUCCCUCCGUUGCAUGUGGCACUGCUCUUUUGGAACAGUGUCAAUGUCGUGUCCUUUUUGAUUUCCAAAGACCCUCAAGCUGUGCGCCAAGCCGAUGGAUUCGAAGGCAAUCUACCUCUCCACUGUGCCAUGAGCAUUCCACUGAAUUUGGAUGGUUGCGUACCGCAGAAGCAAACCAAUCAGCAGCAAACCAAGAUUCAAAUAUUGGUGGACCAGUACCCAGAAGCGAUUCUGACAAAGAACAAACACGAGAGAACACCGCUCCACAUGGCCUUGGUGACUCCUCGCCUAUCAUUCGACACAAUGGACCUGCUGGUUCGCAAGCUGCCACCGUCGUUUCAAGAGCUGGAAUUUCACGGAGAGUACUUCAUGUCCACGCAGCACUGCCGCAAUCUCAUUCAUUUUCUUUCCCAGCAGUUCGAUCGAGGGUUGCAUUUCCAUCUGGUUCAUUGCACCAUUCAUGCCAAUGUCCUUCAUGCCAUGUUUUCGGCCAUGACGACAAUGACAAGGGCCGCUGUUACCAUGAAAUUUUGCAACUUGAGAAUGGAACCAGAAGAAGAAGUAGUGAUGCAACAACAACAACAAGGCAGCUGGAAUACCUGCCGCGUGCAGAAACUGGUCCUAGACACGUGCACCCUGUCGGAAGCAUGCUUGCAGUGGCUUCCGGCCAGAAUCCGCACCAUGGAGUACCUGACAGACUUGUCCAUUUGGAAUCAACAGAGAAACCCUCUCAACAAUGUCGACAUGACCGAAUUUGCCAUGGACAUGCUGCUGCGGCAGAGACGGCUAGAGGCGUUUUGCAUGAGUGGAUUUGCCCUGGACACGACACGAGUGGCCCAACUGUUGGCGACCAAUCCAACCUUGACGACCGAUUGCCGGUACUUGGAGGAUCUCGUCGUGCCAAACUAUGAGAUCCACUAUUACAGCGUCAUCAAUCGACAUGGUAGGGGGCGGAUCACCGAUACAUCCAUCGCGAAUCGACCAUUGCUGGUGGAGUGUCUCGCGGCGGUCCAGGCAGACUACCGCGUGUCCGAGCAUACGAAAACUCCGGCGCUGUACGGACUUCUUCGGGCGGCACCAGGCUUGUGGUCGCCAUUGUGAUGUGCAUUUUCGAAGCCAUUGUUGGGGAUGACAAGUGUGUCAAAAACAAUCAACAACGCAGGUGCAGGAACGCACGUCUCUGCGCCAAGGAUGAGACCCUGCCCCGGUGAAGGACGCCCGUCAGCAGCUCGUUGAGGCUUUUCAGCUCAUCCCACUCAUUAGGUUGAAGAGUCGUCCUUUCAGAAGCCACAAGAUACGGUAGAAUUUUGCACUAAAGUUGAGGAACGCUAGGAUUUAGUCGGGGGUAUCGGUACGGGAUUUCUGGAGUUGCCAGUUGCACCAACGGUCUUGAGCCCCUGUGUGGACAGCUAGCCACCUCGAUCAUGAUACACGCGCAUGUUCGACACGGUCAACCUCCUCCGGUGACGCCUGCGGUGGCAGGACUUGCGAAGGUCUUGUUCCGAAUUCGAUCUUCUGACUAUCAUACUCUCUCACCAAAAACGAAUUAGCGGUGCCCAAGUGGGAUCUACCGGAAAAAGCCAACGCAAGUCAAAACGUUUAAGGCCAAUCUGUGGUCAGGCAACCACCACGGUUCCACAUGAUCCUUGAUCGCCGGUGCGUACUUUGGGUCUGUUCUGCCUAUGAUUGGACUUUAAAAGAAAAAAAGUGAGGCCAAUGCGGAGUGCGGCCAUGAUUGUCGUCAGGGACCAGGGUUCCCGUUGCUGCUCGCAGUGCCUGAGAAAGAACUUUAGAACCUAGCUAGCUACGGUAUCAUGGGACUACAUGUAAUAGCAAGAUCUUAUCUGACUUCACUGAAACUAAGAAAAGAUGAGGCCGAUGGGGC